Molecule: messenger RNA, 5674 nt
Organism: Anolis carolinensis (green anole)
Lineage: Eukaryota; Metazoa; Chordata; Lepidosauria; Squamata; Anolidae
Gene: rabep1
Product: rabaptin, RAB GTPase binding effector protein 1
Exons: 18
Coding region: 125-2722 (865 amino acids)
Biological process (GO): endocytosis; Golgi to plasma membrane transport
Cellular component (GO): endocytic vesicle; endosome
Molecular function (GO): GTPase activator activity; growth factor activity
Source: RefSeq, a predicted model, not a curated record
CCCUUUCUCCCGGCGCAUGCGCGAUGCCCUCAGUUUCGCCUCAUUCCUUUGACGUCGCGGCGAAGCCGGCCUCGGCGUGACGGAUUGGGACGGAGGAGGCGGAGGCGAAGCCGAAGCCGAAGCCAUGGCCCAGGCCGGGCCCGCCUCGGAGCCGACGGCGGAUGCUCUCCUCCAGCGAGUGGCCGAACUGGAAAAAGUCAAUGCCGAAUUCCUUGUUACAAAACAGCAUCUCGAGCAAGAAUUCAAUCAAAAGAGGGCGAAAUUUAAAGAGCUGUAUCUCGCGAAAGAAGAGGACCUGAAGAGGCAAAAUAGCAUAUUGCAAGCAGCCCAGGAUGACGUGGAGCAGCUGCGAACGCAGCUCAUGGACGCCCAGGCCGAAAUGGAGAACAUCAAAGCCAUUGCGACCGUUUCCGAAAAUACGAAGCAAGAGGCCAUCGACGAGGUGAAGAGGCAAUGGCAGGAAGAAGUGGCUUCGCUGCAGGCGAUAAUGAAAGAAACUGUCCGUGACUAUGAACACCAGUUUCAUCACAGGCUGGAGCAAGAGCGAGCCCAGUGGAACCAGUACCGGGAGAACGUGGAACGGGAAAUCAUGGAGCUGAGGAGGAGGCUGUCGGAAGGCCAAGAAGAGGAGAACCUGGAGAACGAAAUGAAGAAGGCUCAAGAAGAUGCGGACAAGCUCCGCUCCGUGGUGAUGCCCAUGGAGAAGGAGAUUGCGACUCUGAAAGAGAAACUGGUGGAGUCCGAAGACAGGAUAAAGGAGCUAGAGGCUUCAAAGGUGAAAGAACUGAAUCAUUAUUUGGAAGCCGAGAAAUCCUGUCGGACUGAUCUCGAGAUGUACGUGGCCGUCCUAAACACCCAGAAGUCCGUGCUGCAAGAAGAUGCUGAGAAGUUGCGGAAGGAGCUUCACGAAGUCUGCCGCCUGUUAGAGCAGGAGCGACAGCAGCACAACCAGCUGAAACACACCUGGCAAAAGGCCAACGACCAGUUCCUGGAGUCCCAGCGCUUGCUGAUGCGGGACAUGCAGUGGAUGGAGCGGGUGCUGACCUCCGAGCAGCUGCGGCAAGUGGAGGAACUCAAGAAGAAAGACCAGGAAGACGAAGAACAACAGCGAUUGCACAAAAGGAAGGACGACAAGCAGAAAGGCGCCGACGAGGAAUCGAGAAUGACAGGCUGCUCCGUCACUCACGACGAAUCCCUCCCUCGGUUCCCCGGCGAAGAGGUCCAUCUAAACAGCAGCGCCCACGGUUCGGUCCACUCCCUGGACACGGACGCGCUGCUGUCUUCGGGCGAAUCCCUCAAGUCGGACACGGACCUGUUCAAAGAGGGUCUGCGGCGGGCGCAGUCGACGGACAGCCUGGGCGCGGCCUCGGGGGGCUCCUUGCAGGCCAAAGCGCUGGGCUACAACCACAAGGCCAAGUCGGCCGGGAACCUGGACGAGUCCGACUUCGGGCCGCUGGUGGGGGCCGACUCGGUGUCGGAGAACUUCGACACGGCCUCGCUGGGGUCGCUGCAGAUGCCCGCGGGCGGGUUCAUGCUCACCAAGGACCAGGAGAAGGCCAUCACGGCCAUGACGCCCGAGCAGGAGGAGACGGCCUCCCUCCUCUCCAGCAUCACCCAGAGCGUGGAAAACGCCUACGUCUCUCCCAGUGGGUAUCGCCUGGUCAGCGAGAUCGAGUGGAACCUGCUCCAGAAAGAGGUGCAGAACGCCGGGAACAAACUGGGCCGGCGCUGCGACAUGUGCUCCAAUUACGAGAAGCAACUGCAAGGGAUCCAGAUCCAGGAGGCCGAGAUGCGGGAUCAGGUGAAGAAACUGCAGGCGAUGCUGCGUCAGGCCAACGACCAACUCGAGAAGACGAUGCGGGAGAAGCAGGAGCUGGAGGAGUUCAUGAAGCAAAGCACUGAAGACUCGGAAAACCAGAUCUCAUCGCUUACGGCGAGAGUCCAGGAGUCGGAGGCCCUGCUUGGCGAAUUGCAGCAGGCCUUUUCCCAAGCCAAGAGAGACAUCCAGGACCAAAUGGCCAUCCUGACCCAGUCGCGGGAACACGUCUCGGAGGAGCUCUCCCGGCUGCAGAGGGACAACGAGAGCCUUCAAGGGAAGCACGGCCUCCACGCCUCUUUGCAGCAGGCCGAGAACUUCGUCCUCCCCGAAUCGGGAGAGGAGCUCCGGGAACUCGUCCUCAAGUACCGCGAAGACAUCCUCUGCGUGCGGACGGCGGCCGACCACCUGGAAGAGAAGCUGAAGGCGGAGAUCCUGUUCUUGAAGGAGCAGAUCCAGGCCGAGCAGUGCCUGAAGGAGAACAUCGAGGAGACGCUCCAGCUGGAGAUCGAGAACUGCAAGGAGGAGAUCGCCGCUGCAUCUGGCCUGAAAGCCGAACUGGAGCGAAUAAAAGCCGAGAAGGAGCUGGUGGAGUCCGCGUUGAAGGAGAAAAGGCAGCAGCUGGAAGGCUUCCAGGAAAGGAAGAGCAGCCUGGAAGAGCAGCUGAGGAAGGAGGCGGCUGCCAAGGUGAACCUCGAGCAGCUGAUGUUCGAGGAGAAGAACAAGGCGCAGCGGCUGCAGACGGAGCUGGACGUCAGCGAGCAAGUGCAGAGGGAUUUUGUGAAGCUCUCGCAGACCCUGCAGGUCCAGCUGGAGCGGAUCCGUCAGGCGGACUCCCUGGAGCGGAUCCGGGCCAUCCUGAACGACACCAAACUGACAGACAUCAACCAGCUGCCCGAGACAUGACACCCUCCUCCUCCUCCUCCUCCUCCUGGGACGGCCGGGCGAUGAGGCGGCGAGGCCACGUGUCGGGUUUCUUCUCCCCCCAGAAAAACUCAUCUUUAUAGCAGAACGUUUAAUAACUAUUAUUAUUAUUUAACUCUUUAACCGAAAGCGCAGAAGACGGUGCGGAAGAGGGAGCCGCGUGGUUCCCGGCAGGAGGAGGAAGAAGAAGAGAAAGAAAGAAAGAAAGAAAGAACGGCGGGUUUGCUAAGAAGCGAGGACCGGGGCGCUUUCCGGGAGUCUGCCGUCCCCCCUUUUCCUUCACUCCAGGAAGCGGCGUCCUCUCCACGCUCCCGUCUUCCCUCUUUUUUUACCACGAUCAAGGAAGCUGCUAGAAAUCAACGUCUCCCAAAUUUGGUUCCAGACAAAAGCGGUCGCCCGUCCUGGCGACUGAACGGUUGCCGGCAGGAAGGAGCGAGGCAGGAGGGGCCUCUAGUAGUAAGGCGUGUCGAUAUUUUAUAUUAAAAUACGGAUUAGUUUUCCAGAGAUUUGGGGCUGGAAGGCUUUCGAAGCUCGAUGCACUUUGUUCCGACUUGGUGUCUUUUUCGAGCCCGGUUUGGCAGUUGCGAGGAAGCGACGGAGCGGACAACAAAGAGAGGGAAGGGGACGUAAUCCACGGAUGUUAAGUUUCCCGGUCCCUGGAAGUCACAACGGAAGUCACUCUUGAGAAGGAAAAACGCCCCACGCGUCGAGCAGAUGGUGCUCUAAUGUCCUUACAGAACAAUAACAAGAAUCAAGCCUUCAUUCAAUUCUUUCUUCGUGAUGGGACAGGUGUUCUGUGCCCCCCGCUCUGUGAAUUUGUGUGGAAAGAACUGGCGGGAUCGAAGCCGGCUCUUUUAUUUUUUUAGGCUCUUGCUUGGAGAACAAAAUUGGUCGAGCUAGACCCGGGUCAGGCUCAGUCCCAUCGAAAACAGGGAGACUUACACUCAUCUCUUGGCAAUGUAUUGGACAGUUACGAAUCUGGGCUGAAAAGAGGGUUUGGUGCCCUUCUGCGUUACCUGGCAGACCUAGACAUGCGUGAAGGCAACACUUGUACGGCCGUUGGAUGAGGAUCUUUCUGGGAUGGGACUCCACUUGGGAAACUUAUUCAGCUCGUCUCUGAAGAAGGUGCUUGGCAACGUAUCGGACAGUUACGAAUCUCGGCUGAAAAGAGGGUUUGGUGCCCUUCUGCGUUACCUGGUGGACCUAGACGUGCGUGUAGGCAACACUUGUGUCACAGCCAUUGGACGGAGAUCUUCCCGGGAUGGGUCUCCACUUGGGAGACUUGGCUCGUCUCUGAAGAAGGUGCUUGGCAACGUAUUGGACAGUUACGAAUCUCAACUGAAAAGAGGGUUUAGUGCCCUUCUGUAUUACCUGACGGACCUAGACGUGUGUGAAGGCAACACUUGUGUCACGACCAUUGGACGGGGAUCUUCCCGGGAUGGGACCCCACUUGGGAGACUUAACUUGUCUCUGAAGGUGUUUGGCAACGUAUCGGACAGUUACAGUUACAAAUCUCGGCUGAGAGGAGGGUUUGGUGCCCAUCUGUGUUACCUGGCAGACAUAGAUGUGUGUGAAGGCAACACUUGUGUCACUACCAUUGGACGGGGAUCUUCCCGGGAUGGGUCUCCAUAGAAGUGGAUUGCGGAGGCUGCAUUGAGGGUUUGGAUUCAGAGCCGUGUCGUCUCACUCGGAAUCUGGUUUAAUCCGUCUGGCGGUGCUCCAGGUCUGACUCUUUGAGGGGAAGGUUAACGGAAGCAGGCUUGGUUUAGAAGCCGGGAACGAAGAAGAGAAGCGUCAUGUUUAUCCACCUUCAUGGAGCGUGUUUUUGAGUCUUUUCUGCUGGCACAAACCCACGAUCGUCUUAUGUAUUUGUAAGCUACUGCAAAGGAGUUGUCAAUCUGGAGUUGAGCCUUGGUGCAAAGGGUUUCUAAUGGGUUUAAGGAGUUAGUGUGAACACAUUGGUCAGAAGGUAUUUUUCUCGUCGGGAAGAAAGUGUUAACAUCGCGGGGAAUGCUUACGUUGCGUCUUUUUCUCGCGCUGCUUUGGGAAAUGUCACACGGGACAUCUCCUUGUCGUCUAUUGGAAGUAUUUGGGUUUUUUUGGCUCUAUUUCCCAUCUCUUCUGACAGAACACAGCUUUAAUUCGACACGGUGGAAAACGAAGCCGCUUGCGCCGUUCGAUCAGGACAGUUUAUCAUGAAUUACGAAUAAGCCGCUUCCGAGUGAUGCUUUGCAACGCCUUCCGAGUGAUGCUUCGCAAGGCCAGUGACGGAGCCUUUGAUUUUUUGGGGAGCCUUAAACCGACUUCAGAGACACUUUCUGCGGAGAGAAGGAAAUUGAACGGAGAUUGACGACGUCUCGCUACAACCAGAAGCCCUAAAACCAGGCACCUAUUUGAGGCCGGAAAGGGAAAAUAAUCCAGCCGUUUCCGCUCUUCCCGCCGGACAGGACUUUCAACCUUGGCUUCCGUUCUUCCGCGACGACCAACGCCUUGACCGUCCGCUCGUCCUGGUUCCGGGUGCAGAACGUACGGCAGGUUCGAGCUCUCUCGUUCUGUAUCCUUGUACAGUCUUUUCAUAUGUGCGGCCUGCGUUCUUACAGCAUGUGUGACUUAACCGUAACCCUUUUGAUUUCCUUUGUUGCCUCCUCGCGCGAGAACAAAACCCUCCGCAGCCUGGUUUGGCCAAAGAGAAGGACGAGAGCGGGGUUUCUUUGCGGCGAAGCUAGUCUUCCGAUUCCGGAGUCUUUUGGGAUCGUGCCGAGUCCCGACCCGUCGAGCCACCGGUGUCCUGUGAAAAAGUGUGGGUGUCGAGUUCUCCCGUCUACCGAAUUUACAGAAAUCAAUAAAAUAAAAACGUAACCCUUUGUUAACUGUAUUGAAGGCGUAUUAUCCCUUACAAAGUGUUCCAAAUUAAAGAAGGAAAUUUAACAAAAA